Messenger RNA from Portunus trituberculatus (swimming crab), 1154 nucleotides. Its product is annotated as U-scoloptoxin(11)-Sm5a-like. NCBI's taxonomy places the organism in Eukaryota, Metazoa, Arthropoda, Malacostraca, Decapoda, Portunidae. The record is from RefSeq and is a predicted model, not a curated record. Bases 165 to 977 code for a protein of 270 amino acids. The transcript is spliced from 6 exons.
GCAGUAACGCCACCCACGACCUGGCAACUUGGAGUUUGGCGCGGAACAGACGUGCCCAGCUACUCAAGUGAGAUACAAGUUUGCGUCUCGGGGCUCCCCACUUCCUCAGGACCCAACUCCCCCAGAUUCCUAGAGAACCUAUACAUUGAGGCAGCAACAGCAAGAUGGCACACUGUGCAGUAAGAGGCAAGGCCACACUAUCAAGAGCAACAACAGCAGUUAUGGCCUUCAUGCUGCUGAUCCCUGUGACUGUGACUGUGACUGCGACAGCCUCCAGCAAAACAACUUCCAAUGCCAGUGGUGUCCUACGACACCUUGUUAAGGGAACCUACCUCCUCUAUACAAAUGGGAGACGGAGCGAGAGGGACCUGCCAGUGUGCGCCUCAAAGGCAGAGGCAUGCAAUCUGGCACACCGCCGCUACUGGCUCACACCAAUCACAGAGCGGCUGUGCCGGUGCAAAGACCGCUCAGAAUGUCCACUACACUUCACAGCUCUUCAAGACCCCCUGGCUCAACAUGUCACAAACAGAGGCCAACUGAAGUUCUGUGGUUCAUUCAUAGAAAAGUUAUCUCAGUGCAAGGAAGGGGAAGUGGCUCUAAAGAUGCAACUUGUUAGAAGGCCUAACGCACCACCGUACUCCAGCAGUACUCCCUCAAAGGUCAUCGACCCACACACCACCCUCCUGUGCCGCUGCCCAUGGCCUUAUGCUUGGAGUCUUACCAAUGCCACCACCAGUGCCACUCGCACUGAACGCACCUACCUCUACACUUGCCAGGAGCUCCCAAUGUGCAGAAGAGGUGAAAAGUGUGGCUACAUCAGGGAAGAUACUCUAGAGACCUACUAUACUUGCUCUUGUCCUGAGCAACAGCUAUGUAUGUUCAGAGGACCCCAAUCGACUGUUACCACCUCCCAACUUCAUUACAUCGAACAGCAAGUACUUAAGCGCCUCUCAUUAUCAAGACUUCUAACAUUAUAGGAAGAUAUUCAUCGUCACUGUGAAAUAAGAAUCAACACUGUGUGGUAUUUUACUUCCCAAUAUUUUUAAUAAACCUUUCUCUCAAAAAAACAGCUUGUCAUUCCUUUUUCUGCUUCUUCCUAUGGUACCAUCUUUCAUUUGAAGAAACAAGCUUGAGCUCAUAAAUAAAAACUUCCA